AUGACCGACUCGUCGAUUGCAGUUCCUCGAAAGCGCAAGUCUGAUGCUGAGAUCGAUACGUCUACAGACUUAUCGGCUCCUGUUACUGGUCUCGCAGUCACAAACACAGUGGCAAAGAAAUCUAAGAUAGUCGAAGACGUAAAUGUCUUGGUAUCUGAUGAGUUGAUUGCCACAAGUGGAAGCGAAGUCGAUGUUGAUCACAAUUAUCAUCAGCCUACUGUUUCUGACGCCGGAGAAUCAAAUGUUGGAAUGACCGAAGAAACUUCAGAGGAUGAGUUUGAUGGAAAUGAUGAUGGAGUUGAAGACGAAUACUCGUAUGAAAAUGAAGAUGAAGAUUCGGAGGUUCGUCAACAUGGAGUCGAGGAGCGCGGAAUUACUAUCCAGAAGGAUGGUACGGAUAAAGUAGUCAAAUUGAGACUCUUUGUGACGAAGGAUCAAGAGGUUGCAGAUUGGCUUCACAUGAUUCAUGUCCACUGCACCGUCGAUGGCAAACGAAUUGGCCAUGCCUUCGGUCAAUACAUCUGCCGGGAAGAAAUUAGAGAAAACUUCUGGAGCGAUAUGGAAGCCCCAAGCAGAGAGUUGUCUUUGAUUGCAUUCGAGCUCUUCGACCGUUAUGGAUACCUCAAUAGUCACCUCAAGAAUCAUUGUGUGCAAAAGGGUACAGGUGUAUGGGGAAAUGAGUUAGAUUUUGGCUCACUAUUUAUACUGGAGCAUAUUGACGUGACUGAAAGGGAAUACAGACGAAAGGGAUUAGGACGAGCCAUGAUUGGUGACCUCGUCAAGAAGGCAGAAGGACUACACAAGCCAUCCCAUUCAAGUACUACGGAAGACAACAUGUUAGAAGACAUGUUCUGGUUUGGACGAAAUAAGGAAAGAGAGCGUCGUGCGAAAAUUCACACAAUCUCGAUGCCUGGUUGUCUUCGCCAUGACGUCGAACCUCAAUGUGAGGGUAAAUCUAAACUCGAACAGCGUGAGAUUAGCUCUCGAGCUUUCGAUUCUGCUAUCUCAUUUCAUCGUUCCCUUGGCUUUCGAAGAAUUGGUGCUUCGAGCUGUUUUGGUCUAUCAUCCGACCCGGAUCAUAAGUCUCAUUCACUCGCAAUUCAGGACGAUUUCGAUCCGCCAAAGCCACCAUCAACACCUGCAGAAGAACCGGAGGCGAUAAUAAUCACAAUGCCUGGUGAAGAAGAAAGCUUUCGUACAUCUGCUUACCAAAAGGAACUGGAAGAAAAGAGACUAAAGAAAUUAAAGGAGAGACUGACACCCUUGAACUUCGCGGCUGUUUCUCUUCCUGAUAUUGAGCUCGUAAAAUUCUUCAAGACAUUCCAUGUCAAAGAUGAAAAGGAGUGGAAGCAAGUUGACAGUCUCAACAACACCUUGCUACAUAUCACGGCAUGCCAGUUUAAACCCCAAAGCGUACAGUGGCUAAUGGAUAAUGUGAACGACAAGCAGUUGACAUCGGCUCGUAAUAUCGACGGAUAUACACCUAUCGAAGCAUUACAGUAUAAACUCAACGUCAUCAGAACACGACGCGAGCAUGGGAUGAUGACAGUCGUCAUCUCAGAUAACUUUUCUGGCUUCACUUCCGACGCUACCAGCUGCCAGUUUGUACUACUGACCGGAUCGAUGCCUACUAAUCUAUCGGAUACUCAGCUCUUACUACAGCUUAAAUGUGGAUGCACCUGUGGGGAAUGCAUUGGAGGGUUUCUAUCGCCGCGUAUGAAGCUGGCACUUCUUUUCCAAGCUGAAACACAUUAUGACAGUCUGAAUGAUUCGAUCCAUAUGAGUCUCGGAGAUGACGGCGUCGAUUGGUUAUGGUUGCAAGAAGGCCUUAUCGAGCACGUUCAUCCAGGUCUCCAGCAAAACUUCAAGACAAACAAAUCACUCCGUCAAGGUUUCGCUAAUAUGUUCAAUUACAUCGCGACAUGCCUGAAAGCCAACAAGCCCCCCACGAGAAAAAAUGUUUUGAAAGUAUGGGAAGAAGCGAGAGAAUGGCCACCCGCAACCAGCAAUUAUCUCCAAUGGGGCGGUACCCUUGAGAACAAGGUCGAAGCAGUAUUGGAGAAAGUAUUCGAAUAUGCACACGCCCAAAAUGAGAUUUUUGGCGAUGGCGAGUUUAUGAACUGUAUGGAGGAAGAGAUUGAGCAAUUGAAAAUAUGCAGGAAUGACCACGAAUAUGGGUUUGUGGCUAAAUCCUGUGGCUUGCCAGAACGUGACACGAAUCCAGCGGGAAGGCUGGAGGGUAUGUUCCAGAGAAUGUUUUCGGGUAUGCAAUGA
Molecule: messenger RNA, 2274 nt
Organism: Botrytis fragariae
Lineage: Eukaryota; Fungi; Ascomycota; Leotiomycetes; Helotiales; Sclerotiniaceae
Product: putative ankyrin repeat family protein
Exons: 2
Coding region: 1-2274 (757 amino acids)
Source: RefSeq, a predicted model, not a curated record